AUGGGCAGGGUGCCGAGAGGAGCUGGGUUCAGCGAGCAGCAGGCAGCAUCCGCUCGAACGACUGCCAGGUUCUUCGAGAAGGAGCGGAUGUACCGUGGAGUGACGUUCGACAUGCAGCGCAUGCAGCAGAAGCAACGAGAAGGCGUGACGUACCCCGACAAGCCGCCGGGCAAGCAGUGA
Molecule: messenger RNA, 180 nt
Organism: Prorocentrum cordatum
Lineage: Eukaryota; Dinophyceae; Prorocentrales; Prorocentraceae
Source: the annotation of a GenBank genome assembly